Molecule: messenger RNA, 5577 nt
Organism: Periophthalmus magnuspinnatus
Lineage: Eukaryota; Metazoa; Chordata; Actinopteri; Gobiiformes; Gobiidae
Gene: setd1ba
Product: SET domain containing 1B, histone lysine methyltransferase a
Exons: 17
Coding region: 179-5515 (1778 amino acids)
Cellular component (GO): Set1C/COMPASS complex
Molecular function (GO): RNA binding; histone H3K4 methyltransferase activity; protein binding
Source: RefSeq, a predicted model, not a curated record
GGUGUGCGGAGGAUAAGCCCAGCGGUGUAUUGUGGGAGAGACAGAAGCUACAGAGGCACAAUAUGUGUUCGCCUAAAAGGAGGCACUAUUCUUCAAGAUAAACCAUGUAAUGUACGCGGCGAAAGGAGCGUUUUUGUCUUUUCGUCAAAUAAAGAAAUAGCUCUCUAUUGGACGAACCAUGUCCAAGCCCGGGGACAGAAACAGACUGAACGAGGACCAUGGCAAAAAACAGAGUUCAACUCUGAACGGCACAGAGAGCCACGGCUCAGAGAAGCGGAGUCACCACUGGAGAAGUUACAAGUUGAUUAUUGACCCAGCUCUGAAGAAAGGCUCUCACAAACUCUACCGCUAUGAUGGACAGACCUUCAGCAUGCCUAACCCGGGGUUACCUCCUGUGGAGACGGUUCGAGACCCGAGGAUCGGUCGCCUCUGGACAAAGUACAAAGAGACGGACUUACCUGUCCCCAAGUUUAAGAUCGAUGACUCCUACAUUGGGCCGGUGCCUCCAAAGGAGGUGACGUUUGCUCGACUGAACGAUAAUAUAAGGGAAGGAUUUCUGACCGACAUGUGCAAAAAGUUUGGGGAAAUUGAGGAGGUUGAGAUUCUUUACAACCCUAAAAACAAGAAGCACUUGGGAAUUGCCAAAGUUGUUUUUGAAUCUGUUAAAGCCGCCAAAGUGGCUGUGCAGACGCUGCACAACACGUCUGUGAUGGGAAACAUCAUCCACGUGGAGCUGGAUCCUAAAGGUGAGAAUCGCCUCAGAUACUUUCAGCUCCUGAUGAACGGCAGCUACACCCCCCGGACUCUGCCUGUGGGCGGUGAGGAGGCUAAAGUCUCCCCUCGAACCCUCGCAGAAGCCAUUUUGGCUUGUGAGCCCAUCCGCAGACUGUCUGAGAGCAGCUCUGCAGGAGGAGCCACCGGAGGAGCCGCCGGAGGAGCCGCCGGAGGAGCCGUACCACCCAGCAACUCCACGACUCCUCUGUCGUCGGAGGGCGGAUACUUCAGCCUGAGGCAGGACACGCCGCAGUCCCAGGGGACGCCUCACACCCCCCGUCAGACCAGUACUCCCUUUUCUCAAGACUCUAACUACUCGUCGCGACAGUCCACACCUGCGUACCAGUCCAACCGCGCCGAGAGCUCGGCCAGUUACAAAUCCCGCCGACACGAGAGCAAGUUUCAGGACGCCUACAACCGCCGUCCAGAGAGGCCACAGUAUCGAAGUAACAUGUACCGCAGUUCAUCAUCAGAACAAGCCCCUUACAAACAGCAGCAGGUCACUCCGCCUGAACCGCCACCUCCGACCCCUUCAUACAACUACACGACUCCUACACCACCUACACCCAGCUUCAAGUCAGCCUUUUCCCCCUACCAGACCCCCCUGCCCCCCGCUUUCCCCCCGUCUGAGCCUUUCCAUCACCCAGUCCAGAGGGAGUCAGAGUAUCUGAGACCACCUCAGCCUCCUCCUGAAGCUCCUUCUGACUUUGUGACGGCCAAAGAUCGGCCAGAGACUCCCCCUAUACCCGAGCCCCCACCCGAACCUGUCCCGCAACCAACUACCCCACCUCCCCAAACCCCAGAGCGCUGCCCCUCUCCUGGCUCCCCAAACAUGGACUCAGAACGAAACAGUCUGGAUUCCAGGAUUGAGAUGCUUCUAAAAAGGACAAAACUGCCUUUCUUAGCGGAGCGAGACUCGGAUACAGAGGUGCGGAUGGAAGGAAGUCCCAUUUCGUCGUCAUCCUCUCAGCUGUCCCCGAUCCCCCCGUACACAGGCAGCUCUCAGGGCGGUCAGCAGAACUCCCGUCCUUGUAGCACAGGUUUGGAGGACAUCAGUCCGACUCCGCUGCCGGACUCUGACGACGACGAGCCCGUCCCGUCGGCCGCCUCCCUCCACAGAAGACUGAGCUCGCCCCUGCGGGACAAGAGGAACAAGAGUGACAAAGAUGGACAUUAUCGAGGCCACACACCUACAGAUAAAAUGGACACGGGCCAUCAGUCAUCAGGAGAAGACAUGGAGAUCUCAGACGAUGAGAUGCCGAGUACGCCCAUCACCAGCGGAGACUGCGCCAAAGGCAUCGUAGUGAACUCCGCCAUGUCACCGAUGCAGACGCUGGCUCUGCAUCCUCCCGGCUUCCCUCCUCUGCACCAGACGGGCUACGCCAUCCCCCACCACCACUACGGACCCCACUCCGGGGUCCCCGCGCACCCGCACCUGACCGACCCUCACGGAGUGCCCCACCACAUGCUCCACAUGGGCCCCUACGCCCACGGCAUGGUGCCCCUCAUGCAGAUGGAGCUCAUGAACUGUUUGCGAUGGGAGCAGUGGAGCACUGUCCCCAUGUCGUUCCAGAUGCAGCAGCAGGUUCUGAGUCGCAUGGCUCAAACGAGGGGGCCGUAUUCCUACCCGCAUUACAUGGACGGCUCUUUCGGAGGUCCGUACCCCGCUUUGUCCAUGAGCGCGGCCCCGAUGAGCGCGGCGGGCGCCCACGGGCAGCAGUGGCAGCAUGCCAGCGUACCAAAGUUUAAUCCAACUGUUCCUCCUCCUGGAUAUGAUUCUCAAAAAGAUGAUCCUCAUAAAGCCACUGUGGACGGAGUGCUGCUGGUCAUAGUCAAAGAGCUGAAGGCCAUCAUGAAGAGGGACCUCAAUCGUAAAAUGGUGGAGGUGGUGGCCUUCAGAGCGUUUGACGAGUGGUGGGAAAAGAAGGAGCGCUUGGCUAAGGCAUCGUUGACACCAGUGAAAGGGGCAGAAGGUAAAGAAGAAGAAACCAAACCUAAACCUAAAGAGAUGAUGGGCUCCAGUCUGUUGGAAAAUUGGAACAAGGGUGAAUCUUUAGGUUACGAGGGGAUGGGCCUGACCAUCGGUCUACGAGGAGCCAUCCGUUUGCCGUCUUUCAAAGUGAAAAGAAAAGGUCCUCCUGACGCUGCCGCCGCAGGUGAGAGCAAACGCGCUCGGCCGUCCACUCCAGUCGACGACGAGGAUGAAACUAAACCAGUCGAUGAAGGGAAACUGGACGGAGACGGCACAGCGGCAAAGAGACGCCAUUCUCGACCUCUUGAACUGGACAGUGAAGGGGAGGAGGCGGACACCUCGGAGAAGGAGGAGUCUCUGUCUGAUCGAGAGGAAGAGCCAGAAGAACCCGAGCCUAAGCCGGCCUCAUCAGACAAAGAGAGUGAAGAUGAGAGCGAUGAAGAUCAGGAGCGAGAGUCGUCCUCGGAGGGAGCCUCCUCAGACUCGUCUGAUGAAGACGACGGGCAGUCGGUCGCGUCUAAGGCCAGUUCAGACUCGGAGUCGCAGAGCUCAGACUCGUCCGGAUACGAGGUGAGCUCUGAGGAAGAGGAGAGUGAGGAGGAAGAGGAUAAAGGGACCGAGGUCGAGGACGGCAGUAGAAACACUUCCUCAUCCUCCUCUUCUUCAUCAACCUCUUCUGACGAUGAGAGCGAGACUAACGAGGCUCCGAGCUUUCCCGUCGGACGGCUCUCAGACGACAGGCCAGAUCGUAAAAACAAAGAGGAGCUCACGGCCAAGACCCGCCCGAGACCCCCCAGUCCCACGGAGCCCGAGACCCUCAGACCGCCGUCACCUGCCCCAGAGAACAAGCGGGAUCUAAGUGGUGAUGUCACAGCUUUGAAGUCUCGGGAGCUUCAGUCAAACCUCCGGCCCCCCACUCCGACCGGCGUCCUGGACGACAGUGACAACGAGCCCAAAGGUAAAGAACCGGAGGAAGUGGCCUUCACUGAUGCUCCACUAACAUCUGUAGAGUCAAACUCCUCUGCCCCCAAACCCCUAGCGUCUUUAAUGCACCUCCCUCUUCCUCCUCACCCCUCUUUGGAGGGGCGCUCCCUCCUCCACCCGCCCCCCGCUUCACUGCCGGACCUCCCCCAGCGGCCUCGGCUCCCCACAGACGAGGACACCCCGCGUACGCCGGGCAGGGACCUGUUGGAGCAAACUCGGAGUCUGGGCAAGUCCCAGAGCACCGACACUGUGCCCGUCACGCCUGUAGGGGACGCUCCGCUGACCGGCAGCGGGCUGCUGCUUAGCUCCCCUCACGUUCCCGGUAGUCCUUUCUCCUACCCCGCUCAGUCUCCUGUUCUUAGUGCUGGUAUCCCCCGAACGCCAGGAAGAGAUUUAACUUUCACCCCUGUGUUCCCUGACCCCACAGCGCUAAGCCUCAACAGAAAAACGUCCUCCGCCAGCGUGGACGACGGAGCGGUGUUCAAAGAGCCGCCCGUCAGCGCUUUGCCAAACCAGACCUCUGUUUGUGACGACGUCUCCGCGGCGCUCUCACUGGACGUGCCCGUUCCAUCUGACUCUGCAUCGUCCAAGAAGAAGACCUCACGAGUCAAGUCCAAGAAGACCCCCGCGGUCUCUGAAGGAGACGAGUCUUUAAAGGUCGUCCCAGAGUCUGUCCCUCAGGACACGUACCUGUCCAGUAAGUCCCCCGAACGUACCACUCUGGACUUUAGGGAAGAUGAGGUGGAGCCUCAAACGGUCGUACCUCCUGAGGAUGGAUUUGUGUCGUAUGAUGAUGAAGAGCGGAUAGUGAAGCCCGCUCGGAGGGCGCGCCGGUGCUGGGAUGAGCUGCUGCUGGGGAGCCUGUCUCCGGUGACCACGCCCCCUCGCACGUACUUCAAACCGAGGUCAGAUUUCGAGGAGAUGACCAUCCUAUACGACAUCUGGAACGAAGGCAUCGAUGAAGAGGAUGUGCGACUGUUGAAGAUCACCUACGAGAAGAUGCUGCAGCAGGACAACGGCAACGACUGGCUCAACGACACUCUGUGGGUCAACCAUCCCACGACAAAUAUCCCUGGAGUGAAGAAGAAACGCAGAGAUGAUGGAAUGAGGGAUCACAUGACCGGCUGUGCACGGAGCGAAGGAUACUACAAGAUCGACAAGAAGGACAAGAUCAAAUACCUCCAGAGCACACGGCUGCAGUCAGAGGAGGUUCCAGUCGAUACACAGGGGAUGAGUAUUCCUGCUCAGGUCCAUGCCUCUACCAGAGCGGGCUCGGAGCGGCGGUCGGAGCAGCGGCGGUUGUUGUCCUCUUUCGCCUGUGACAGUGACUUACUCAAGUUCAACCAGCUCAAGUUCCGUAAGAAAAAGAUUAGAUUUUGUAAGUCUCACAUCCACGACUGGGGCCUGUUUGCUCUGGAGCCGAUCGCUGCUGAUGAAAUGGUCAUCGAGUACGUGGGACAAAACAUCAGACAGGUCAUCGCUGACAUGCGAGAGAAGAGAUAUGAAGAGGAGGGAAUCGGCAGCAGUUACAUGUUUCGUGUUGAUCAUGACACGAUUAUAGAUGCAACAAAGUGUGGAAACUUCGCCCGAUUUAUCAACCACAGCUGUAAUCCGAACUGUUAUGCGAAGGUCAUCACCGUGGAGUCUCAGAAAAAGAUCGUGAUCUACUCCAGACAGCCGAUUAACGUCAACGAGGAAAUCACAUACGACUACAAGUUCCCCAUCGAGGACGAGAAGAUUCCCUGUUUGUGCGGUGCAGAGAACUGUCGGGGAACGCUGAACUGAGUCCAGCCUGGACGCGGCCCCCUGGACGCCCUGGACACGGCCCCCUGGACGCCCUGGACACG